AUUUAGCUGCAGGAAGCAUUAAGAAGGGAAAAGACUGCAAACAGGACGCGGUAUACUCACUCUUUGAGCCUUUUCCUGAGGACGUGUUGCCUUAUGACUGCUCACAGGGGCACUUUUUCCACCGGGUCACACUUUUUCUAGUGCGCUCCUUCAACUCCUGAGACUUGUCUUCUUCAUAAAAUCCGGAGCUUUUUGAACCCCGUGCUGUUUUUCCCCUCUCUCCAACUCUGUGCGUAAUUUUCUAUCCAGGAUCGAGGAGGAGAAAAAAAAGGCGACAUCACAACAACACGAGGACGAGGAUCAAGACAGAGAACGUGUGAGGGGGGAAAAUGAAAGCCGUGUUGGAUUUCUGCUUGGUUUUCCUCACGCUGCACACUCCCGGCGUGCUGUCCUUGUCCACACAUGUAGCAGUAAUCUACCCCCAGGACCCCGUCCUCCGCAUGGGGUCCAACCUGACGGCCAGCUGCUGGGUCCACCCCGACCUCGGCGUCCACGCCAGCUCUCUGUUCUGGACGCUCAACGGUCAGCAGCUGCCCAGCUCCCUGUACAGAGUGCUGAGCCCAACCAACCUCAGCGUGACGCUGGCCGGUCUCAACGCCUCCAGGCAGACGUCCGGUGACAACCUGGUCUGUCACAAUCACAAGGGACACAUCUUGGCUGGCUCAUGUCUCUACGUCGGGAUGCCUCCGGAGAAGCCGGUCAAUCUGACCUGCUGGUCCAGGAACACCAAAGACCUGACAUGCAGCUGGGCUCCAGGAGGAAAAGGAGAGACCAACAUUAGCACACAGUACACGCUCAAGUACAAACUCAGGUGGUAUGGUAAGGAGAAGGAGUGCGAGGACUACACUCACACGCAGCCUUACUCCUGCAGCAUCACCCGGGACCUGCACCUCUUCACGCCCUACGAGAUCUGGGUGGAGGCCUCCAACCAGUUGGGCCAGGCUACCUCUGAUGUCAUCACCCUCGACAUCCUAGACGUGGUGACCACGGACCCUCCAUCAGGUGUGACGGUGAGUCGUGUCGGACAGUUAGAGGACCAGCUGAGUGUUCGCUGGGAGGCCCCACCCGCUCUGAAAGACUUCCUGUUCCAGGCCAAAUACCAGAUCCGCUACAGACUGGAGGACAGCCAAGACUGGAAGGUGAUGGAUGACGUCGGGAAUCAGACAUCUUGUAGACUGGCUGGACUGAGACCUGGAACAGUGUAUUUUGUCCAGGUUCGCUGUAACCCCGUGGGCAUCUACGGCUCUCGCAAAGCUGGGAUCUGGAGCGAGUGGAGCCAUCCUACUGCUGCAUCCACACCCCACAGUGAGCGGUUGAUGUCGGGCUCCUGCGACUCAAAGUCCAGUGGGGACUCCAACUCCACCCUGCGCAGGGAGCUGAAGCAGUUCUUCGGCUGGGUGCGGAAACACGCCUACGGCUGCAGCAGCAUGUCCAUGAAGCUGUACGACCAGUGGCGAGUGCUGAUGCAGAAAUCCCACAAAGCUCGCAACCAGGUAGGUUCUCCAAGGGGAUAAAUCCUAGCACACGCUACGUUUACGAGCAGAAAACAAGUCAAGAAAAGAACUGAGUGUGUUUCUGUCUGUGUGUGUGUGUGUGUGUGUGUGUGUGUGUGUGAGAGAGAGAUUGUAUUCGUAUAUGGGAAUUAUAAGACAUUUUGCUCUGGACAUUACGCUCAAACACCAGCCGUGGCCGUGAGAAGACAUCCAACAACAAACUCUGGGAUUUUCUUCUUUUAUGCAUCUUUUCCAGUCGACAUGAGCACUUUUUUUGUCUGAAAAGGUGCAACUGAGAAAGUGGAUUUGCCACGGACAUACUGGCAUCAUCAUUAGCGAGACACCAUGUGGACUACUCUGCUUUCUCAAAGGACGUUGUAGUAUGAAUAAGUCGGGCAUCUGUAAAGACGUUUGGUGUGCACCUGCUCUAAAUGUGCUGAUCAAAACAGAUUCAAACAAACUAGACCUGUUGCUCAAGCAUCUAAAAGUAUUUCCUGACCUGUUUUUGAGUUUCUCCUGUGGAUCCGAAGCACCAUCUAGUGGCUGUUCAGCGUCCAUGGAUACUGCAAAUCAAAGAAAAAAGUAACAAGUUAUCAAACAGUAUUUCUAAACCAUGCUUUGUUAUAUAAGUGCCAAACUGGUUCACCCAGCAUUCAUGUGUUUGAUGUGAGCGACAGUAUGUGACUGAUGGUGUUUGUGUGUGGAGACGUUUCACUGCCUUUAUUUUUGUAUUGAAUCGUACCAGCAUAUUUAAAACUGUAUAAAGUUAAUGUUUUAUGUCUUAAGUUAUGUUUAGUUAGUAAAGAAAAUAUCAAUGACUGAAGUUGUUAUCGAUCUCUGAUGUUCUAUAAAAAUGUUGUCA
Messenger RNA from Epinephelus lanceolatus (giant grouper), 2355 nucleotides. RefSeq names its product cytokine receptor-like factor 1a (gene crlf1a). The record is from RefSeq and is a predicted model, not a curated record. Lineage: Eukaryota; Metazoa; Chordata; Actinopteri; Perciformes; Serranidae. Gene Ontology annotation, biological process: cytokine-mediated signaling pathway. Gene Ontology annotation, molecular function: cytokine receptor activity; protein binding. Gene Ontology annotation, cellular component: external side of plasma membrane.